Molecule: messenger RNA, 4892 nt
Organism: Patella vulgata (common limpet)
Lineage: Eukaryota; Metazoa; Mollusca; Gastropoda; Patellidae
Product: proton-coupled zinc antiporter SLC30A5
Exons: 17
Coding region: 105-2468 (787 amino acids)
Biological process (GO): intracellular zinc ion homeostasis; transmembrane transport; zinc ion transport
Cellular component (GO): membrane; Golgi apparatus
Molecular function (GO): zinc ion transmembrane transporter activity
Source: RefSeq, a predicted model, not a curated record
CAGCAUUUCCGGUGCACGUCGCAACUGAAAAGGAAAAGAUACAUUUUAAAUGGUGAAUCGAUAAAGACAAUCAAAUUUUAUCUGAUUAAACUGGAGAGUAGAAGAUGUCUGACGCCUACAAUGGUAACAUUUUGCCAGGAAGAGCAAUAUACAGGUCAUCUGACUUGAGUUUAUAUUUUGGUUUGUUGAUUGUGUCAAAAUUUCUGAGAUCUGUUGGUUUGUUUAUUGCCUAUGAUCUGCUAAAACUUGUUCCAGUUGUACAGUUUCUGUUCUUUGUUAAAUUAGGUACUGCAGUUCCAUUACUCUUCCUUCAGAAGCCAUUUGGAUCAGGUAGACGAUUAAAUGCAGCACAGUGGUUUCGAGUUGGAAGGCAUGCACUAUUUGGAAGUAUUUUAGGAUUAUUGUGGUUAUUUGGUUUAACAUUGUGUGGGCCAUUAAGAACAGUUCUUCUAUAUGAACAUAGUGAUGUGGUUGUUAUUGCUGGAGCUACUGCUCUGUUUAUUAGCAAUAGUGGUGGACCAGCUAAGCUGAGAGGAGCAGUAUUUUUCAUUAUUGCUGUAAUAGCAUUGUUAUUGUUUGAUCAUGAUGAAAAGUUGGAUCUUAUGUCUGAUCAUGAGGCUAAUGAAGAUAUUCACAGAACAGUUAUAUCACAUGUAUUUUAUCAUCUAGUUAAUCUAGUUGGCUGGUCAGAUCACAAGGGUGGUGUAGUUCUGAUGUUUAUAACAUUAUGUCUACAAGUUGGAUUUAACACAGCCUCGAAAAAGCUCUCGGUAGAAAUAGGUGGUGCUAAAAGACUUCAUUCAUUGUCUACAUUAGUAUCAUCAGCUUUAUUAUUACCAUGGGCUGGCUUUAUAUAUCUGACCAGGGAGACUGAUAUUCAAUCAACGACAUAUUUAAUAUUUCCUUUUGUGUUAGUCAUACUGUUUGUAUUUAUAUUAGACUAUUAUAUAGACGCUGUCUCUAUUAAUCAUUUAAAUCAAUCAAAGACUGCCUUAUAUGGUUCCAUCAUUAUGUUUAUCAGUGCCGUAUUUCUGAGUACUACUUGGAACCAUCCAUACGUAGCUCACAUCACAACUAUGCAUAAAUUAAAAGAGAUUAUAACAGAAGAUCAUGUAUUAUCAGGAGGUGUGGUGUUUAGUGUCAUUGUUUUUAUGUUUGCUACAAGAUUAUUGGUAUCACAGAGUAAAUCAACACGAGGUAGUUUUAUAGGUUAUUCACCAGCUGGUGUUCCAUUAUAUACAUUUGCUGGUGAUGCUUUACAUCGAACAUCACAGUCUGUUUUAAUAGUCAUGAAGAAUGGUCUACGUCAAAUAUUAGAAGAAUCAGAUUCUAGAAGAAUAUUCUAUUUUCUAUGCAUUAAUUUGGGUUUUACAUUUGUUGAACUGACAUAUGGUGUGUGGACCAAUAGUUUAGGAUUAAUAUCAGAUGGUUUUCAUAUGUUAUUUGACUGUUCAGCUCUCGUAAUGGGAUUAUAUGCUUCUAUAAUGGUUAGAUGGAAGCCUACAAGAAUUUUCUCUUUUGGCUAUGAUAGAGUAGAAGUGUUAUCAGGUUUUAUCAAUGGUUUAUUUCUAGUAGUUAUAGCUAUAUUUGUUUUCUCGGAAGCUGUUGGAAGAUUAUUUGAACCGCCAGAAAUAUCUACAGAAAGAUUAUUAAUAGUAUCUGUUAUAGGAUUACUGGUUAAUUUAAUAGGCAUAUUCGCCUUUAGUGGUAGUCAUGGCCAUAGUCAUGGUGGACAUGGCCAUAGUCAUGGUGCUAAGCCUGCCAGGGAUCAGUGCAGCUCACAUGGUGGUCAUGGACAUUCACAUGGUGGACAAAAUCAUGGUCAUAGUCAUGGAGGUCAUAGUCAUGGUGGUCAUGGACAUAGUCAUGGUGGUCAUGGACAUAGUCAUGGUGGUCAUAUUGAAGAACCAGUACAUCACAAUACAAAUAUGGAAGGUGUAUUUUUACACGUGUUAGCUGAUACACUAGGCAGUGUUGGUGUAAUUAUAUCAACUUUAUUAAUAGAAAACUUUGGUUGGAAUAUAGCCGAUCCACUGUGUUCCCUAUUUAUAGCUACUAUGAUAUUAUUAAGUGUUGCACCUUUACUAAAAGCCACAUCUGUGAUAUUGUUAUUGCGAACACCAAAUCAUUUAGAAACAGAUUUAUCUCUAGCUUUAGAAAAGAUAAUUCAUAUAGAAGGGGUUAUAGGAUAUAGAGAUCCUCAUUUCUGGAGUCAUACAUCAACUAAAGUAAUGGGUAUGUUACAUAUACAAGUAACACCAGAUACUCCAGAACAAAAAAUUGUAACCCAGGUUACGUCUAUAUUAAAAGAACUAGGAAUACAGAAUAUUAUGGUGCAAAUAGAGAAAGAAUUAUAUUAUUAUCAUUUAUCCGGACUCAAUUCUUCAUUCGAUCAAAUGUUAGAUUAUACUCAAAACUUCCAGAAAUUACAAUAUGUUGAACCAAGCAAUAGAAUUAAAGCAAUUUAAAUCAGUGGUAUGAUUAAUACAAGUAUAUUUAAAACAAUAAACCAUAGAUUAUAAUUAAUCUCAGUACCUUCAACUACAACACCUACUCUUGUCAAGAACAUCUGUUACCACUUCUGCCAUAAUUUUGUUAUACUUUAAUAUACGUUCAAAGGAUAAUUAAACCCGCAACAAUAUGUUGUAAUUCUUGCAGAUUAUGCUAAUAUAGAGAAUAACUAAUUAAACUAUUCAUGAGCAGCCACAUGAUGCCAAAUUUUUUGUGAUUAAUAUUUAUUUUAAAAUAUGUCAAAGUGUUUUUGUGCAUGUAAUUAUUUAAUAAUCGUGUGGACCUUUUAUAUGUGUUUAAAUUUUAAACUAGAACAAACAAAAUCAUGUUCCCGGUUUUAAUUUUUUCUUUUCAAUCCAAGAUAAGCCAUGAAAAAAAUAUUCUGGUUCUCAUACUCCCGCUCCUGCAUCACUUAAAAAGGGUCGCAUGAACGUUUUUUAUAUUUUAAAAAAUAAAAACCAUCUCAUUAAUUGCUGCACUUUCAUAUUUCCCCAAGUUAAGGAACUAAUUUACAUGAAACUGGAAUUGUUCUGUAUUCCCAGUUAUCACGUACCCUGAUAAAUGUUAUACACAAUCAGAAAUAAUACUGGAUAAUCAUACAUUACUAUAAACAACAUGAUGUAAUAAAUAUAGAAGCUGGAAGUAGGAUGUUAAUUAGCUACAUGAUCCUUUGGUUUUGACAAAAUAAAAACCUCCCUCAGAUUUUUGGAAGGAUUGUCUGAGAGCCAGAAUAUUUAUUUUUUAUAUGAUUAAAAUUUUUGCUUUGUUUUUUUAAAUUUUUCCUCUUUAGUCCAUGUAGAGAAAUGUGUAUUGAUUCUAAUGUAAGCAAUGAUAUCGUUUUGAUAACGUUUAGGAGAAAAAUAUUGACAUACUGUUAUUUUGUUAACAGGCCUAAAGAAAUUGAUAACAGUUUGUAUUUUUCAACUAAAUAUUGUUGUAUAGGUAAGGGAGGUAAUUUAUUUGAUCGAUAAAAAGACUAUUUUCCUGGUAGAUUGAAUUAUGUUUUGAAAUCAACCAUAAUUUGUCUUUAGAUGUAGAUCAUUUAAUUGAAUAUUUUUUAUCGUUUAUAUAUGAUGGUUUAAGGGAACACAUUAAUACAGACAGAUGUCUGCUAAUACAUUUAAAGAAGCAUAUAUUUCUGACUAGCUUUAAACAUUGUUCACUAGGCAAUAAUUACUCCCUACAUAUAUUGGUAAAGGUGUGUUAUGGAGACUGUAUUUAUGACUUUGUAUGUAUUCUAUUUUGGUGAUGUGCUCAAAUAUUUUAGUUUCCUUGAUUUUACCCUGUGAACACUGUUUAAAAUCUAAUGUACUUAAUCAAAUACCAUGAUAGAUUUGUUUAAAUUUAUUUUAGUAAAAUAAUUAGUGUUUAUUUGCAGUGCUAGAAUUGUGUGUUAACAUUAGAAUUUAUAGUAAAUACUUGUAUGUCAUCAUUAUAAUUUUAGUAAAUACUUGUAUGUUAUCAUUAUAAUUUAUAGUAAAUACUUGUAUAUUCAUAGAUUUAUAUUCAUGAUUUAUAUUGAUAAAUAUUAUCAUUUAUAUAAGUCUGUGAUAAUAUUUAUAAGGUUUGUUUUAUAUUAUGAAUUUAGUGAUUAAUAAUAUGAAUUUGUGUUUAAAAUCUGGUAUUUUCCAAUUCCUGGAUGUGACUUGGUGUGAAAAUCAGAUCUAGAUGCUAACUGAAAAAUAUAUAGAUAAUUAAUGAAUCUCGAAUAGUUUAAUUCUAAAAUAUUAAUAAAAAUAAUGAUGAUUAAUAAAUUCAUAAUAAAAUUAUAUAACAUUAUAUUAUAAAUUAUAAUUAGCCCUCCCAGAUAUAUUUCAGUGAACCACAGGAGUUAAUGAUGCUUAGAAACUCAAUUCCUAGUCCUGUACAAAUAUCUGAAGCUCUGUAUUACUUUUUCACAGAAAUAGAAACCUCCAGUUCACAUAAAUGUUUAGCCUUUCCGAAGUGCCUGGAUAGCAAUGUCUAAAUACUUGGAUAGGUUAUUUUGGUAAAUGAUCAUGGCCAUUAUCAAGCCAUUCAUACAACUGAGCCAUAAUUAGUUAUGUAAUCCUGUAUUGUGUAUUGUAUACUGUACAUAAUUAGGAAACUGAUGUCUAAUAGUUUGCAUUUAACUAAUAAUCCUAGUCUAGAGAACCAAUUAUAGGAGUAUAAUAGUUGUUAUAAGAUCAUUGCAUUACAAUAGUUGUUAUAAGAUCACUGUAUAUAAUAUGAUUACAAUGGUUAUAAGGUUAUAAGAUCAUUGUAUAUGAUAUAAUUACAAUAGUUAUAAGAUCAUUGUAUAUUGUAUGAUUACAAUAGUAUAAGACCAUUGUAUAUUUUAUGAUACAAUAUAGUUGUAAUAAGAUCAUUGUAUAUUAUCAUAGAUCAUGUUCCUUUAUCAU